GUGUCCUGUGACGAGUCUGUGAGCAACAAGGAAAUGGCAAAGUAAACGAAAGAAAUACCCAAACUUAAAGCUGAGUGGUUCUAAGCAAGAACAUACCCUCUGAAUCUUUCAAUGGAACCAACAAAUCUACAGAAAGCUAUAGCUGUAGCACAGAAAGCCUCACAGGAAGACCAGGCUGGGAAUUAUGAGGAGGCUAUCAAAUCCUACCAACACGCUGUCAAGUUCUUCCUGCACGUCAUCAAACGUGAACCACAAGGUAAAGAAGGCAACCAGAAGAUCAGGGACAACUGUAAAUUGUACCUGGACAGAGUGGAAGAACUGCAAGAGUAUCUUGAAAAGAAAGAGAAAGCCAUAGACCUGGCCAGUAAGGCUGCCCAGGAGGAUAAAGCUCAGAACUACGAAGAAGCCCUACGUCUGUACCAACACGCUGUUCAGUACUUCCUACACGUAGUAAAAUAUGACACCCAGGGAGACAAGGCCAAACAGAGCAUCAGGGCCAAGUGUGCUGAGUACUUGGACAGAGCAGAGACGCUCAAAGAGUACCUGAAAAAGAAAGAGAAGGCUCCACCUGCCAAGCCUGUGAAGGAGUCCCAAGCUGACAAAGGGAAUGAGAGUGAUGAAGGAGACGACCCGGAAAAAAAGAAGUUUCAGAAUCAGCUUUCAGGGGCUAUUGUCAUGGAAAAGCCAAAUAUCAAGUGGAAUGAUGUUGCUGGGUUAGAGGGAGCCAAAGAGGCCCUCAAAGAAGCUGUUAUUUUGCCUAUAAAAUUCCCACAUCUUUUCACAGGCAAAAGGACUCCGUGGAGGGGGAUCCUACUCUUUGGUCCUCCUGGUACAGGAAAGUCUUAUCUGGCUAAAGCUGUUGCCACGGAGGCUAAUAACUCCACCUUUUUCUCCAUCUCCUCCUCUGAUCUGGUGUCAAAGUGGCUGGGGGAGAGUGAAAAAUUGGUGAAGAACUUAUUCUCCCUUGCCCGGGAGCACAAGCCCUCUAUAAUCUUCAUAGAUGAGAUCGACUCACUGUGUGGCUCCCGGAGCGAGAAUGAGAGCGAGGCCGCUCGCCGCAUCAAGACCGAGUUCCUGGUUCAGAUGCAGGGAGUGGGGACCAACAAUGAUGGCGUACUAGUGCUGGGGGCCACCAACAUCCCAUGGACCUUGGACUCUGCCAUCAGACGACGGUUUGAGAAGAGGAUUUACAUCCCCCUACCAGAGGAACAUGCCCGUUCCUUCAUGUUCAGGCUCCACCUGGGCUCCACUCUCACCUCCCUCAACGAUUCUGACUUUGUUUCUUUGGGCAAAAAGACAGCGGGGUACUCUGGUGCUGACAUCAGCAUCAUCGUCAGAGAUGCCCUUAUGCAGCCUGUCAGGAAGGUGCAAUCUGCCACUCACUUCAAAAAGGUACGAGGGCCGUCAAGAGAUGACCCCAACAUUUUAGUUGAUGACCUUUUGACCCCAUGCUCCCCGGGAGACCCAAAUGCCAUUGAGAUGAACUGGAUGGACGUCCCUGGGGAAAAGCUUUCAGAGCCAGUUGUUAGUAUGUCUGACAUGCUGAGGUCUCUGACCAAUACAAAGCCAACCGUCAACGAGCAGGAUUUGGAAAAACUGAAAAAAUUCACAGAGGACUUUGGUCAGGAGGGCUAAACAUGGCAUCAUAGCCAAAACAAAGAUUAUAAUUGUGAAGUGUUCCUUAUAUUAUCUCCCUCUGUUUCUGUCCCACUCUCCUCUUGGGCUUCUCUGUUGGAUCGUCACAGGUGUGUGUUGUCGGACUGUUCUGCUAACAGAAAUAGAAUUACUAGUUUGACUGACGUUCCCACAUAAGUCAAUAAUUUUUCUAUGGUUGUACUCCAUUUGUUUGUUGGUGUCACCAGUGGGUGAUUGUUUCUUAGAUGCCCCUCCAGGUCCAAAGGAUUAUGUAUCUUUUCACUACAACAUGUUGGAGUUCGAUUUGAUUGAUGGAUGGAUGGAAAGCUACAUGGAAAUUAGGAGCAUUGAUGUUACUCAUGCAUAUCUUCUACACAGUCGUCGGACGAACCCAACCUGACACAUUUGAGUUUGAUCUGGAAAUGUAUGGUGUGGAUGCUAACUUAACAAAUUAGGAUGCUGCUCUUUGGAACAUGCAUAUUUAACUUGCCCAAUAAAUAUGAGCUAAGUUUCCAAGUACCAGUCCAUGCGCCAUCAAUCAAAUUACAUCUCACUUUUCAUUUCUAUUAAAGAAUUACAUUUUGGUUGUCAGUUGCAUGCAAGAUCCAACUAAAAUGUGACCAUCGGGGUGUGGGCGCGUGACACAUUAGGAGUAUUGGGAGCUGUUCAGGACAACUGUCUGGUUUGAGGGCAGAAUUACAUGUGUGUUUAUCUUGUCGGCUCAGGGAUUUGAUCUAGCAACCUGUAGGAUCCUGGUCCUAUGCUCCUAACCACUAGGCCAGCCUGCCGACAACCCUUAUAAUCCUUUUCUAUACACAAGAUACUUAUUUUUUUUAUUUAAUCUAGUGGAUACUAUAUGGACAUGCAUAUAUACAGUAGCUCCUUGCUCCGUGCUCCAUUAAGUAAAAAUGCUUAAAAUUGCUUAAUGGUUAUUUUUAAAAUAUUAUUAGGGGAAAUUAAGCCUUUGUAGUUUUUAGGUGGUGGUAAAGCCAGGUUUUGGAAAGCUAAAGCACCGCAAAUGUAUCAAUGUCAUUCUAUGUACACAGAGAUGUGUUCUUCUACAUAAGACAUUUGUGAUACUCAGGAUGUGGACUGAUUUGGGACAUGUUAUAAUUGUCCAUUUGUUUUUCCUCAUCAUAAAAAAAAGACUACUCA
Esox lucius (northern pike) is the source of this 2790-nucleotide messenger RNA. RefSeq names its product vacuolar protein sorting 4 homolog B (gene vps4b). Gene Ontology annotation, molecular function: ATP hydrolysis activity; ATP binding. The record is from RefSeq and is a predicted model, not a curated record. The coding region runs from base 112 to 1635 and encodes 507 amino acids. The transcript has 12 exons. Gene Ontology annotation, biological process: endosomal transport; vacuole organization. NCBI's taxonomy places the organism in Eukaryota, Metazoa, Chordata, Actinopteri, Esociformes, Esocidae.